UUUUAUAUCAAUAAAUAAAAAAAGUUAUUUAAAACUUUUUUGCAGGCAUUUUAAGAUGUGUCAGAAUAAAGCUAUUCACACACUUAUUAAGUGAUUUAUCAAAGUCACAUAAUUUUGACUUUGAUAUUUAUGGAACAUUUAGUAAUUUUAUUUAAGUAUAAUUUGUUUGCGGUCCCCUGAAGUAGAAACCCGUAGCCAGGACUACAGUUUACACGAGAGACGCUACACAACAUGACUACGGUGCAGAAAGAUAUGAUUAAAGAUGUGCUAUACGAAGACGCGGAAAGUAUAAUGCUAUGUCUACAAGGUAGAGUUGUAAUGGAGAACGAAGAGGACAAGGAUGUGUUUAAUAAGAAGGAUGAGUUUGGACGAAACGUCCUGAUAACGGCCUCCAUGUUGGGAAGGAGCGACAUGGUCAGAGAACUAGUCCAACACGGAGCACAAGUCAAUGAACAGAGUACCAGAGGGUAUUCAUCACUCCACCUUGCUGCUUGCUGGGGACACUUGGAGACUGUAAAGACUCUAAUUGAGCUGCAAGCUGACACACAAGUUGUGACCUUUAAAGGGGAGAGGCCUGUGGACCUGGCCAGGAGAUACUCCAGGACAGAUUGUGUAGACUGUCUCCUUCUAGCAGAAGCUAAACAAGACUUGAUAUCAUUCAUCACCUUCAUCAAGGAAAGAAUGUCAGAUACUGAUAAGAAACUCCCAAAGGAUGAGAAGACCCUCUGUACGCGAACAUGUGCUGCCAAGUUAGAUUGGAUUCAGAAGUUCGAAAACCCAACGGUAGCGGACUUCUUAGCCCAGAAAAAAGAAAUGGAGGAGAUACUACAGCAUAUUCUUAUUAAACUGACCACUUGAUACCUGUCAGUAUUUGUUGCUAUAAUUAUAAAUACUAUUAUUAUGAUGAUUUGAUUAUGUUUUUCACUGAUGAAGAUAAAAGUAGAAUUUGCACAUGCAACUAAAUAUGGCUCCUGAGUGACCUGAAGGGAACUCCUUAAUGAUUCAUAAAAUUCUAUGCAUCUAUCGUAGUAGUGUUUUCAAACAAUGACAUCAGAAUGAAUGAUCCAGCUAUUAAUCAGUAUUGUCAAUCAUGACCAAUCGUACUCACACCCCUAUUUCAUCUUCUGACAUUUUUUCUAUUUAUGUGUACCCCAAUACCAGUUCCACACUUGCAGGUUAAAACUAACCUCACGUCAUGUUUUACUCCAUCUACUGUACUGCCAGUAUUUUCCUAUAAUCAGCCUGAUCACUCACACCUCCCUCCUGUUUUACCCUCCUGCUAGUGACUCUAACAAUAAGCCUUAACACUCACACCUGUUUCCCUAUGUGUAUAUUUAAUUGUCUCUCCCUCACUUUGUCGUCACCUAUGUGCCUUGUGUUUUGAUUUUUGCUUUAGGUUGUUUUAUUUUCACCCGUUUUGACCCCAGUUGACAUUUUAUGUUAACUGCAUUUGGUCUUCACCUCCUGAGACCUGUAACAUGUGGGACUUUACAAAUGCAUAAGCGCGUUUCUUUUAGUUGACACUAGGGGGCAGUGGAGUCCGCACAUUGCAGGGCCGUAGUGCUAUACAUCUUUGGUUAUUGAUGUUGAGAAAUCCCUGUACAUGAAGACUAACCGUAGAAACUGCAGCUCACAAUAGCUAAAACUUCUUGAAUUAGCUUAGUCACAUCACCCUGUGACGUGUUAAGAGUAUUAAUGUUGCCAAUGCAUGAAAAAAUCUCUUUGAGAUUGUUUAUAACAUAAUUUUUAAAUUAUUAUUCAGCAGUAGGAUUAUUUGUUAUAUAUUUAAUAUUACAUUGGGUGUCACCCUGGCACUGCAGUUAAUACAGUUUGAAUUGUUGGCACUCCUACAUGGUCCUCCUGUGUAGAGUGUAUUCUGCCGCUACAAUAACUAAAUAACUGUUUUUCCUCAUAUGAGAAGAAUCCCACCCAUUGACUAGAAAGUUAAUACUAUUAUAAACUUUGCUGAUAUUCUUCUAGCACUAUUACACAUGAUUCAGUCUUUUCAGCUAUUAAAGGUG
This is a messenger RNA of Cynoglossus semilaevis (tongue sole), 2021 nucleotides long. It is a transcript of the gene ankrd45, whose product is annotated as ankyrin repeat domain 45. The transcript is spliced from 4 exons. The coding region runs from base 232 to 858 and encodes 208 amino acids. Gene Ontology annotation, molecular function: protein binding. Lineage: Eukaryota; Metazoa; Chordata; Actinopteri; Pleuronectiformes; Cynoglossidae. The record is from RefSeq and is a predicted model, not a curated record.